AUGCCUGGUUCAGCUCCCCACGAGGAGAAGCAGGAGAAGCAGGAGAAGCCAGAGGCUGCUACUAGCACCAGCGACACUGGCGCUGAUGCUACCGACGCGCGACAUGAUGCUGGAGUUGUGGUGGAGACCAGGAUUCUGUCCGUCAAUAACAACAGGACUUCUGCUGAGAAGCCGGCUAUCCAGACGCGGCAAUCGACGGGGGAGAGCGGAAAUUUCACCGUGCACAUGUUGUCGAACGACGUGACGCCCAACAAAUCCACCGACCCCAAGGUGAAGGUAGUUCCACGGCCGACCAAAGCUCCCAGCAAGGACGACUUUGUGAUUCACAUCAAGUCUUUGGAGCGGGUGGAUGGGAAGAAGCCUUUCAGGCGAUCCAAGUCCAAGAGCACCACAAUGCCUUCUGAGAAGCGCGCGGCCACAACAACCAAAGGCAACGUUCAGAUCAACGUGUGGACCAUCACGGAAGCCCCGCAAUCCGAAAGCAAAGUGAAGCCUUCACGCUUGGAGUAUGACAACGGUCCAUGGGCCAACGAUUGGGGAGAUGAGUGGAAAUUGGAGGCGGACGAGCCUAAACAGCAACGGAAAGUGAAGGAGCUGCCGGUCUACGAGCAGUCCUUUCAAGGGUGA
Molecule: messenger RNA, 627 nt
Organism: Symbiodinium natans
Lineage: Eukaryota; Dinophyceae; Suessiales; Symbiodiniaceae
Source: the annotation of a GenBank genome assembly